AUGAAGUAUGACAGUAGGCGAGAGCAGUACAGGACUGCUGGAGGUGGCUUUUGUAAGAUGUGCUAUAAAGUAUUAGCCAUUGUGAUAUUCACCCUGAUCCUUCUUCAGUAUUUGUACACAAGCUUACCUCGAGCACCGACUUUUAUUUCUGAUAUACCAUACAAUUCGACUAGACAUGAACCUCUUUUCUUGCCUUCAGUAUCUGAAGCAUCACCUGAGGAUGUUAAAAAUCUUUCAGCAUGGAUGUAUUUUCAGAUAACACCAGCAAGUACGGGAGAAACCUUGCCACUCUGUCCUUUGAUACCACCGGAUCUUUUGGGUCACCUGGGAGAAGUACCUGCUUCAAAGCCUCCUCCCGAGCCACAUGUGCUUCCAGGAGGACAGUGGCGGCCUGAGCACUGCCGAUCAAGAGAUCGAGUGGCCCUUGUCGUACCUUAUAGGGAUAGAAAGCAGAUCCUUAUGACUUUUCUUGCCCAUAUGCACCCAUUUCUCCAGCGUCAGCUUCUGGAUUAUGGGCUUUUUGUCAUUGAACAGGCUGGUACUGAUGAUUUUAACCGAGCCAUGCUGAUGAAUAUUGGUUUUGUGGAAGCUCUUGGUAUGAGGGAAUUUGACUGUUUCAUUUUUCAUGAUGUCGACUUGCUGCCAGAAGAUGAUAGGAACUUAUACACCUGCCCAAACCAGCCAAGGCAUAUGUCAGUAGCAGUUAACGUCCAUAACUAUAGACUGCCUUAUCCCGAUAUAUUUGGUGGAGUUUCAGCAAUGACAAGAGCUCAUUUUGAAGCUGUUAAUGGGUUUUCAAAUGUCUUCUGGGGGUGGGGUGGAGAAGAUGAUGAUAUGGCUGCCAGAAUCAAGGCAGCUGGUCUUGAAAUCACUCGGUACCCUAAAACUAUUGCCCGGUACACUAUGUUGCCUCAUGUCAAACAAAAAGCUAAUCCCCGCCGAUUUCAGCAGCUGUAUAGUGGUGCGAAGCGGAGAAAGACAGAUGGUCUAAAUAGUUUACAGUAUAGAAGAUUAGAACUGAGGCUAACAAAGCUGUUCACUUGGGUCUUGGUUGAACUUAGCAGGCCGCCUUCAUAA
Molecule: messenger RNA, 1077 nt
Organism: Nezara viridula (southern green stink bug)
Lineage: Eukaryota; Metazoa; Arthropoda; Insecta; Hemiptera; Pentatomidae
Source: the annotation of a GenBank genome assembly